AUGAAAAAGAACAUUGCAUCGAUGAUGAAUACACAAUCCAUAUCAAUGUCAGAGUAUGUAUUCGCUUCGAUAGUUAAUAAAAUUUGUUAAUAAAUUGAUUUCAGACUCUUCGAUUUUUUUAAAGCUAAAAGCUUGUAAAAUGUUGAAAAUUGCCAGUAUGAGUGAACUCAGUAGUCAAUCAUUUUCUACAGACAAAAGUAGUUAAAAUAUCGUAAUUAUUAUAUUAUUGACUAAACUGUCCCUUAAGAUUUUGAUAAUAAGAAUAUUUGCGUUAUCUACGUUGCCUUUAAUGAAUUACACUGAUUGGUACUCAUUUAUAGAAUUCGAGACAAUUUUCGACGUGAUCGAUAGUUUCGAUGAUAUUUCAAUUUCAUCGAAAUUAAUCUCGUUUCACUCUGUAAUAAGAAAUACGCGUAACUUUUGAUAGCGUAUUAAAUUUGGAAAAAGAAAAGAUAACAGUACCAGACAUUUAUAAAUGAUAGUUCCAUUGAUUUCAGGUAUCGUGGGUAAGACAUCGAGACAUCCACCUGCUGACGAUCGGCCGAUACACUUACACGAGCGACCAGCGUUUCGAAGCGAUGCACACGCCGCACGCAGAAGAAUGGACAUUGAGGAUACGAUAUCCUCAGAAGAAGGAUUCCGGCAUUUACGAGUGCCAAAUAUCCACCACUCCUCCGAUCGGAUACUCUGUUCAACUGAACGUGGUUGUCACAAGCGAGAAUGAAUAAUUCUCAUCAUGAGGAACAUAACGCGGCCCUUCGUUGUUCUAAGGUUAAUCCUUUUAAGGUUGUAAGGAAAACUCGAGGUAAAGACGGAGGUUUUUCGCGUUUCAACGAGCUGCGCGAGGUGUCGCCGGCGAAAUUACAAACGCGGAUAUCAUAG
Heterotrigona itama is the source of this 882-nucleotide messenger RNA. NCBI's taxonomy places the organism in Eukaryota, Metazoa, Arthropoda, Insecta, Hymenoptera, Apidae. The record is from the annotation of a GenBank genome assembly.